Molecule: messenger RNA, 3433 nt
Organism: Erinaceus europaeus (western European hedgehog)
Lineage: Eukaryota; Metazoa; Chordata; Mammalia; Eulipotyphla; Erinaceidae
Gene: POU2AF1
Product: POU class 2 homeobox associating factor 1
Exons: 6
Coding region: 244-1059 (271 amino acids)
Biological process (GO): positive regulation of transcription by RNA polymerase II
Cellular component (GO): RNA polymerase II transcription regulator complex
Molecular function (GO): DNA binding; POU domain binding; transcription coactivator activity
Source: RefSeq, a predicted model, not a curated record
AAACAGUGUACCAGCGCCUGAGGUGGGAGGAUGUGAUGACGCUGUGCCCCUGCGCAGCGGGAACUUGGGCCUUUAAAAAGCUGAGGAAACAGCUUCUGAGCAAGCAGUGGCUACACUGGAGGAAAGCACACCCAGGUCUCACAUUAAAGAAGCCAAACUGUCUGCUUCAAAGAGAAAAGGCAACAUCCUGUCACAGGCCAUGCUCUGGCAAAAAUAUAAAGCUGACCAUUCUAAAUUCAUGCAAUGAAUCUUGAUCCAAAAAGGAGUGAUGUAUUCAAUUCCUCUGCUCCACCUCCUCAGCCAGCUACAACGCCAGAACAGGCCUCGGCUCCACCACGGCCAUACCAGGGUGUCCGUGUGAAGGAGCCAGUGAAGGAGCUGCUGAGGAGGAAACGUGGCCAUGCCAGUAGCGGGGCACCAGUCACACCUACUGCGGUGGUGCUACCCCACCAGCCGCUGGCGACCUAUACCACAGUGGGUCCUUCCUGCCUUGACAUGGAGGUGUCUACUUCCACAGUGACAGAGGAGGGGGCCCUGUGUGCCGGCUGGCUAUCCCAACCUGCCCCGGCCACCCUCCAGCCCCUGACCCCAUGGACACCCUAUACCGAGUAUGUGCCCCAUGAAGCUGUCAGCUGCCCCUACUCAGCUGACAUGUAUGUGCAGCCCGUGUGUCCCAGCUACACGGUUGUGGGGCCCUCCUCAGUGCUGACCUAUGCCUCCCAGCCGCUCAUCACUAAUGUCACGACAAGAAGUGCUGCCACUCCCACUGUGGGAACCCCACUGGAGGGCCCGGAGCACCAGGCUCCGCUUACCUACUUCCCGUGGCCUCAGCCCCUGCCUACACUGCCCACCUCCACCCUGCAGUACCAGCCUCCAGCUCCAGCCCUGCCUGGGCCUCAGUUUGUCCAGCUCCCCAUCUCGAUUCCAGAGCCAGUCAUUCAGGACAUGGAAGACCCUAGGAGAGCCAUCAGCUCCCUGACCAUCGACAAGCUACUGUUGGAGGAAGAGGAUAGCGAUGCCUAUGGCCUCAACCACACGCUCUCUGUAGAAGGCUUUUAGGCUAGUGCCACUGAGCAUCCUGUCUCCUGAAACUUGGAUUGAAAAAUGAUCCCGGAAUUGAACCUUAGGAGUCAUGUCUAUUUGGAAUAGUCAGUUCAUAACUACACUUUCUACCCCAAACUAGUAUUGCAGACUUCCUUUAUACCUUCCUUCCUCCCUCCCUUCCUCCCUUCCUCCCUUCCUCCCUUCCUUCCUCCCUCCCUUCCUCCCUUCCUUCCUUCCUUCCUUCCUUCUUUCCUUUAUUUCUUCCUUCCCUGUUUUUAGUCCUCCAUCCUUUCUUCCCCUUUCUCCCCUCUGCCUUCCCUUCUUCCCUUUGCUCUCCCUUUUUCAUUACCUGUUUUCAUUUUUACUUCUUUUGUGGAGAGAGUUAUAGAGAUUUUAGAGAAAAUUAUCAGUGCCAAAUAUGGCCAACUCUGUGGCCCAGGUGUUUUCACUCCUUGGAGUAGCAAUCCUGCUAACUCUGGAGGCCAGUGCCACACCUGUCAUUGUCAAAUGUAUGGGGUGCCCUGCAGAAAGACUGGCCCUGCCAUCACCUCCAAGAGCAGAUACAAUGCCAGAGUCCCUGACCUGUCAGUUUCCACAGUUGAUUGCUGUUCUCAGCCUUGGCCAAGGUUUACCAUCUAGGCAGCAGAGUCCUAAAAUGUGAGACUCAGCUGGAAGUAUCCUCAGAGUGGAUGGGGGGGGGGGUUUGGAGGGUCCCAGGAGGGAUGGGAAUAGUAUGCAUAUAUGAGAGGGUAUGUGUGGAGGGUAGGGGGAAAUGUUGGGUUUUCUGGGAAGAGCAGGAGGGCUGAGAAAUGGUUUAGCUCCAGUUAGUUGGUUCUACAGGAGAAUCAACCUAAGGAAACCAGUGCUUUCAGAAGUGACUUUGCUGCUCUCCUGGAGGGUCAUGGUCAGGACGUCUUUUAGAAUAAGGUGAAAGAAGAGUUUAGCUGCAUCCCCAUCUACAUCUCUUAUGGUCUUGAGGGUAGGCUGAAGCAGCUGGGUCAUGGAAUUCCUGCUUCAUGCUACUACAUGUGUUUCUUCAGUGCCUUAUAAGUCUCUCUUAGCCACCAUGACAUGGAGCCAUGACCUCAGCCCUGACUGCCCUCCCACCUGGAAAUUUCUAGAACCUCUGCCAGGAUAUCCUUAGGUUUCAUUUUUAUUAUCAUUUCUGAAUUUUCUUUAACCGAGGGAAAUAUCAACUUUAUAGGGAUCUGAGCAGAGUUGUCACCCAGGGAUAUUUUCUUUGCCAUUUAAAAUAAAAACUCUGAAGAAAGUUUCUUUUUUGAUUCAUUUCUUUGUAUCUGUCUAAAAUUACAAUAUAAGCAUUCUUCUAAUUCAGGCUUACGUUUUAGAUUUAAUUAAGAGAAGCCAGGGGGCCAGGUGGUGGCACACCUUGUUCAGAGCACAUGUUACAGUGCGCAAGGGCCCAGGUUCGAGACCCCGGUCCCCACCUGUGGAGGGGACAUCUUUGCAAAUGGGUAAGCAGGACUGUAGGUGUCUCUCUGUCUCUCUCCCUCUCUAUCAAUCUCUCUCAAUUUCUGACUGUCUCUAUCCAGUAAAUAAAGAUAAUAAAAAAUGUUCUUUAAAAAAAGAGAGAAGCUAGGAAAUAGCUCACUCAAGUGUGCAUACUUUCCAUGUACGAGGCCAUGGGUUCAAGCCUUGAUACCACAUGGAAACACCGUGGACAACACUGGGGGAAGCUCCUUGGGUAGUGGAGUGGUGCUUUAUGACUGUCCUCUCUCUCUCUCUCUCACAGUCUGUCUCUCCUUCUCCUCGUCAAAAAAUAAUAUAUAAAAAAUGAACCAGAGAGACUAUCUAGUGGUGAUAUAGCACAUGUCUGAGACCCUGAGUUUUAUUCCCUAGUGCUACAUAAAAAAAAUAACUAAAAUAACCAGCAGGCUGUAUUCAGAGGAUAGAGUACAUUCUUGUGAGGGUUAAGAUUUGAACUCUGGCACUGCACAUAGUGGAGCAAUCCUCUAAUCUCUCUCUCUCUCUCUCCCUUUCACAUAAAAUAAAUCUUUUUAAAAGAAAGAAUUUUAUGUGGUAAAAUUUUGUCUUUGUUGGUUGUGCUUGUGAGUAGGCAAGGGAAAAUGGUACUUGGACCUAUUUGACUGAGAGACUUGGUUCCCUAUGAAAACACUUGGGAAGGGUUUUUAGCCUACUAUUUGAAGAUUUGAGAAGGGGUAGAAACAGUCUCUUUAAAGGAGUUCAAGUUGGGAAGAAUUAGCACAUUUAAAUAACUUUUUUUUAAUGCAUUUGCUAAGAUUUGCUAAAAUGACAUUUUUUGUUUUCUUGUUUUGAAGUAAACUGUCUUGGUUGCAGAAGUCAAUUUAGGAUUCUCCCUUGGUUUUCCUGCUAAGAUGGAAACAUUUUCAAUAAAGAUUUUCUCAGA